Etheostoma spectabile (orangethroat darter) is the source of this 3920-nucleotide messenger RNA. It is a transcript of the gene clmnb, whose product is annotated as calmin b. The record is from RefSeq and is a predicted model, not a curated record. Gene Ontology annotation, molecular function: actin filament binding. The transcript is spliced from 11 exons. Gene Ontology annotation, cellular component: nuclear outer membrane; meiotic nuclear membrane microtubule tethering complex; cytoplasm. Gene Ontology annotation, biological process: nuclear migration. Lineage: Eukaryota; Metazoa; Chordata; Actinopteri; Perciformes; Percidae. Bases 1655 to 3670 code for a protein of 671 amino acids.
UAUUAGAGGACCACUAAGGUCUAUAUAAAAGAGACUUCAGAUACAGUAUUAGGGGACCACUAAGGUCUAUAUAAAAGACACUUCAGAUACAGUAUUAGGGGCCACUAAGGUCUAUAUAAAAGAGACUUCAGUUACAGUAUUAGGAACCACUAAGGUCUAUAUAAAAGCAUCCAAAGAGGACCAUGUCAUGGGACCUUUAACAUCCACUAAAUAGACUACCAUUGUUUUUUUUUGGCUGGUGGGGGAAGCUAAUCUACCAGCCAAUUUCAUAUUUUACCAGCAUUUGGCUGGUGGAUGGUGCUAAUUUUUAACCCUUUUCACCAAUCACACAAACACAUAAUUUUAUAUUCAUGAACUCUAUUUAAAGAAACUGAUAUAUUAAACACCUUUAUUGAAAUGGGAGCUCUGAGACCUCUGGUCCAGUUAUUUGCUUUUAGUCUUAGUUCGUGUGCUGUUUUCCGCAUUGAUUUUGCUUUGUGAUUCUCUUGAAUCUUCCCAUUUCUGCCCUGUUGACAUCCGUUCAGCUUGUGCAAUGACGCGGCUGCAAAAAGAAACUGCCAGUUUCUCAUGAGUAAUUCUGCCCAACGAUGGAAGAUUUCACUCAUUAAACAUGCGUCGAAGUUCCCUGUUGAGGUUGAAUGAGGAAUGCAACAGAACUUCAGCAAAAUAUGGUGACCUCAGCUGUUGGUGAUGAGGCCUGGAUGCAAGUCUAAAAAAAGAGUCUCAGUUCCAUGGUUAACUGAAAACCAGAAUUAAAAAAGCCCACUUACUACGCCCGGACCACCUCUAUACAUUCCACACACAAAGCCAGCCUUUUCAAUCCUUGAGUCUGAGCUGAACAUGCUUAUUUAAAUGAGCCAUGUUAUGAGAACUAGAAGUAUUAAUGACAGGCCUGCAGGGAAACCAAACGACCUGUAACCUCACUCAGCAAUCCUUCAUUUAUAAUUCCUUAAUUUUUUAACGAUUAUGUGACUGCCUCCACAUAGUUUGACGAAUCGCAGCCUGCCAAUAGGAUUCAGUGUGAGUUGUCUCAGGGGACUGGAAGCUAGAGUUGAUCAACAGCUUGGAGCGUGUUCAGGCAAGACGCACUGCCACAUUCUGCCUUUUCUUCAUCCUUGUACUGUAAGGAAACCUCAGAGCAUGUCGAAUUGCAACAAGCUCCUGGCGUUUUGAAUCGUUCUGCCAUUAUAUCUCCACAGUGGAUCAUGAGUAGAUGUUUGUGACAAGCGACGUUGAAUGAGAAUGCAGGACAAGGCCAACAGGGACUCACAAAAGAAGUCAUCGGGAGAGAUCAGUGAUCAACGUGUGCAACAGCUUCAAGAUGAGAGGAAAGCAGUGCGGAGGAGAACCUUCACCAGGUGGAUGAAUGUGUUUCUGCAGAGGCGUGAUCCUCCGAUUGAAGUGCACGACCUGUUCACAGACAUCCAGGAUGGCAGGAUACUGAUGGCUCUGCUGGAGGAGCUGUCUGGGUGCAAGCUACUUCAUAGGUUUAGGUCGUCUCCUCAUCGCAUUUUCCAACUGAACAACAUUUCCAAAGCCCUGGCGUUCCUGGAUGACAGACAUGUGAGUGUGUUUGCUUGUGAAGCUGCUUGGCAUCGAUGCCUCUGCUAUUGCUGAUGGGAUCCCCUGUGUUGUUCUUAACCUUGUCUGGAACAUGAUCUUGCAUUUUCAGGUAAAGGAGGUGACAGGAAGUCUCCAGAAACAUUUGUCUUCUAGCCUCUCUUCCUUAUCAAUGAGCAGUUACCCCUCCUCCAGCAACCUCUCGCCCCAGCCAAAUGACAUUGGCAGCUACUCCUGCAACACUAUGCCAAGCAAAGGCAGGAAGGCUGCCAGAGAGCCAAAGUACCAUGGGAAAGCAAUCAAGACUCUACUGCAGUGGGUCCAAAGAUGCACAUCAAAGUUUGGUGUGGAGAUGCAUGACUUUGGGAAGAGCUGGAGGAGCGGUUUGGCAUUCCUAGCCAUGAUUAAGUCCAUAAACCCAGCCUUGGUCGAUAUGAAGGAGAGUCUGCCCAGAGAGCCACGAGAAAAAAUUCAGCUGGCUUUCAUGAUAGCUCAUCACAGUUUGGAUAUACCACCUCUGCUGGAGCCUGAAGAUGUGUUAUGCACUUCACCAGAUGAGCAGUCCAUCAUCACCUAUGUGUCUAUGUUCCUGCGGCAUUGUUCAGGCACAAAUGAGGAUCACACAACAAAUAUUGAAGAUCCUGAGAUCCCAACCUUUGGAUCACUUGAGUCAGUCAGCUUUGAAGAGACCCUCGCUGAAGACCCAGAAGCCCAAGCUUUGCUCCAAAGAUUGCAGAAGAGUGACGAGCAGCUACUGUGGAUAAGCUGGGCUAGAAGAUCCUCAGGGAGCCCCUGUGCCACCUCGCUUCCCACAAGUGAAGCUACGUCACCUUGCGUCAAAAAGAAAAGCAGGUGUCGAAGCAUUUUACAACACCCUAGUCAAAUGGACGCAGGCGUAGUUGGUGAAGAGAUCCAAUCGUGGAAUGAGAAAGCGUCUGUGGACCAGGGCUACAGCAAUCAAAGAGCGGAUGAAAGCUUUUCUUUGAGCUCUGAAGAAGAAAUCCACAGCUUGUUGGCACUGGACUCAGAUGAGGAGGAUGCCUACAGCUACAUCCUGGAUCUGAAUAAAGAGGUUUUUCAACCAUAUAAUCAGCUGAUAAGACAAGCACCAAUGGUUGAAGAGGAAACAGAGAAAGAAAUGUUCCUGAAUGGACAGAAGACUGAACAUUCAAAACAUCUAGAAGUAUAUGAGACGUUAAACAGCACUGGAUGUAAACAUCAAGGAGGCUCACUUGCACAAAAUGUUGAAUCGGAAAUCAGGGAUCAGUCGGCGAUUCAUAGCAUAUUCGAUCGGGACAAAAAUGAAAGUAGUUCCAGAGAGAUGGCAAAAAGUAUGGCUGUGGUUAGCAUGAAGCUAGGGAAAGACAGCAGCGACAACGGUGAGGAAAGUGAAGAUGAGAGAGUUUUUAGAGGACAGAUUAAUGAUGAUAGUGAUUGUUGUGAAGAAGAACAGAGGAAGGUGAAGACAGAAAACACUCGAUUGGUGAAGCAUGGAUGUGAUAAAUUAGCGGUUCUUGUAGAUGAAAUCAAGAACACAAAGCUUUUUGAAGUGGCAAGUUGGAAAACAGAGUUUGAGGAAGAGUCUGUAAGAGGGAUUUUCGAAAAAGAUGGACAAGUGAGUGAAAAGAGAGUGGUAGACAAAGAAGAAGCAGAAGUAAAUGAAAAAGUAUCAUUUGAUAAGGCUGUACAUAAAGUCAGAGACGCCGGUGCGUGUAGCAUUAACACAAAGGAAGAAAAGGAUGGGAAUACCCCCAAAAUGGAAGAUGAAGACAAGGUAGACUACAGCAGUGCAGUCACAAAUUCAGUGGAUUUUGAGGAAGUAAGAACAGUAGAGGUGAAAGACAAGAUUAAGAAACAUAAACUCAUUGACAAGGUGGCAACAAGGAUAGAUCAUCCUGGUAAAACUGCCCCAAAAAAUGACACUAAUGGAGCUGUUAACGUCCGUAGUGGUGAGAGCUGGACUCCUGCCUGUAGUGGAAGUUCUCAGUCCUUCAGAGAGGGAGGAUUCAUCCUUCAGUCUUCAGCAGCCUCUUGUGACGUUACCCCAUUAGAGCUGGAAAUGCUCUUGGUCCUGUGGAUCCUUCUCUACAGCUGCUUCAUCCUAGCUUAAAUGAACUUCUGAGUCCCCCUGCAGUGCACUCUUCUUAUCAAGAUGUGCUCGUUAGCCCAGUUUCCAGUAACGAGCCAAACAAGGACACUUAAGGCUUUUUUUAAAGCUCUUUAUCUGUGUCACAAAAUCUACCGCAAGGCAACAUUUAAUGCUUGUGUUUGCUUUUUGCUGCCAGCUGAAAUAAAUUGUCAUUUGGGCAAUAGAUAAAACACAUAAUAGUGUUAUCCACGUUAUUACAUAUUUUGCUACU